AUGAACCACCGAGUCCCUGCCCACAAGAGGUACCAGCCCACGGAGUAUGAACAUGCGGCCAACUGUGCCACCCAUGCUUUCUGGAUCAUUCCCAGCAUCCUCGGCAGCUCCAACCUCUACUUCCUGUCGGACGAUGACUGGGAAACCAUUUCUGCCUGGAUCUACGGCCUUGGCCUCUGUGGGCUCUUUGUGGUGUCCACCAUGUUCCACACCGUCUCCUGGAAGAAGAGCCACCUCAGGAUGGUGGAGCAUUGUCUGCACAUGUUCGACCGGAUGGUCAUCUACUUCUUCAUAGCAGCCUCCUACGCGCCCUGGCUGAACCUUCGGGAGCUGGGCCCCUGGGCCUCCCACAUGCGCUGGCUGGUCUGGAUCAUGGCCUCUGUUGGCACCAUCUAUGUCUUCUUCUUCCAUGAGCGGUACAAACUUGUGGAGCUGCUGUGCUACGUCGUGAUGGGCUUUUUCCCCGCUCUGGUCAUCCUUUCGAUGCCCAACACCGAGGGCAUCUGGGAGCUGAUGACCGGAGGGGUCUUCUACUGCUUGGGCAUGGUGUUCUUCAAGAGUGAUGGGAGGAUCCCCUUUGCUCAUGCCAUCUGGCAUCUCUUUGUGGCAUUUGGUGCUGGUACCCACUACUAUGCCAUCUGGAGGUACCUCUACCUACCCAGCACCCUGCAGACCAAGGUGUCCAAGUGA
Messenger RNA from Cynocephalus volans (Philippine flying lemur), 690 nucleotides. It is a transcript of the gene MMD2, whose product is annotated as monocyte to macrophage differentiation associated 2. The transcript is spliced from 6 exons. Lineage: Eukaryota; Metazoa; Chordata; Mammalia; Dermoptera; Cynocephalidae. The record is from RefSeq and is a predicted model, not a curated record. Gene Ontology annotation, molecular function: pore-forming activity. The coding region runs from base 1 to 690 and encodes 229 amino acids. Gene Ontology annotation, cellular component: membrane.